AUGACUUUUCUUCACCGUGCAGCGUCGAGAUUUAUACGCAGAAAACCGGCGUUUGGCAAUAAUGUAUAUUCGUUGAAUCCAUUAAGAAAUGGAAUAUAUCCUGUGGCUUUUAAAAACCGUCGGUCCUAUGCCUCCGAGGCCAAUACCGGUACAAUUCAAGCUGUUAUUGGUGCUGUAGUUGAUGUACAGUUCGACGAAGCAUGUUUGCCUUCCAUUUUAAAUUCUUUGGAGGUUGAUAAAGAAGGUAGUCGUCUUGUACUAGAAGUAGCACAACAUUUAGGACAAAAUGUUGUUCGUACUAUUGCUAUGGACGGUACAGAAGGUCUCACCCGUGGGCAAAAAGUCGUGGAUACUGGGGCACCAAUUAGAAUUCCUGUUGGUCCAGAAUGUCUAGGACGUAUUAUUAAUGUCAUCGGUGAACCUAUCGAUGAACGAGGCCCAAUUAAGACAAAAAAGUUAUCUCCAAUUCACGCCGAUGCACCAGAAUUCGUUGAUCAAUCUACAGUACCAGAAGUUCUUGAAACCGGUAUUAAAGUUGUAGACUUAUUAGCUCCUUACGCUAAAGGUGGUAAAAUUGGUCUUUUUGGAGGUGCUGGUGUUGGAAAAACUGUUUUGAUUCAAGAACUCAUCAACAAUAUUGCCAAAGCUCAUGGUGGUUAUUCAGUAUUUUGUGGAGUAGGAGAACGUACACGUGAAGGAAAUGAUUUGUAUCACGAAAUGAUUCAAACAGGUGUAAUUCAACUUGAUGGUAAAUCUAAGGCUGCUCUUGUAUUCGGUCAAAUGAAUGAACCACCGGGUGCACGUGCUCGUGUCGCUUUAACUGGCCUUACCAUUGCCGAAUAUUUCCGUGAUGAUGAAGGACAAGAUGUAUUGCUUUUUAUUGAUAAUAUUUUCCGUUUCACGCAAGCUGGUUCCGAAGUAUCUGCUUUAUUAGGUCGUAUUCCUUCCGCUGUGGGUUAUCAACCUACCUUAAGUACUGAUAUGGGUGGUAUGCAGGAAAGAAUUACAACAACAAAAAAAGGAUCCAUCACCUCUGUACAAGCUGUAUAUGUACCGGCAGACGAUUUAACUGAUCCGGCUCCAGCCACAACUUUCAGUCAUUUAGACGCAACGACAGUAUUAUCACGUGGUAUUGCCGAACUCGGUAUUUAUCCGGCUGUGGAUCCUCUUGAUUCAAAAUCUCGUUUAUUAGACCCUCGUGUAGUUGGAGAAGAGCAUUAUAGAGUCGCUACUGAUGUUCAAAAGAUUCUUCAAGAUUAUAAAUCUUUGCAAGAUAUUAUUGCCAUUUUGGGUAUGGAUGAAUUAUCAGAAGAAGAUAAACAAACUGUCGAACGUGCAAGAAAAAUUCAAAGGUUCUUGAGUCAACCAUUUGAAGUAGCUCAAGUUUUCACUGGUUUUGAAGGACGUCUUGUAAAGUUAAAAGAUACCAUUCGUUCAUUCAAAGAAAUCUUGGAAGGUAAAUGUGACGACCUACCUGAAGCAGCUUUUUAUAUGGUUGGUGAUGUCGAAGAUGUUAGAAAGAAAGCAGAAAGUAUGGGGGGUAUGGACACUACUGUUCUAACUAAAAAUACUCAUACAGGGCUUGGUAAGGUGAAACCGUAUCAUAGUACCUCGGAUUUAUUUAUUGAUGGUUCAAGCGAAUUAGAGGAUCAUUUGCAUUUCUCAGCGAUACCAUUAGAUCCUGAUCCAAUGGUCGGGGACACACUAUAUGUUUCAAGUACAAGUAGUGGGCAUGGACCCUCAGUUAUUACAAGUCCAGCACCAUCUUAUAUUGCUCAUUUACCUUCUAAAUUAAAGAAUUUUUUUAGAAUAAAUGUAUCGAGUCAUAAAAAAGAAACUUCUACUAAUUCAUCAAGCACAAAUGGAGGAGAAUUAGGGGAAAUGGGUUCUUCAACUUCUCUUUCAUCAAGUUUAUCAAACGACGGAAGCUAUAAUCAAAAAUUACGUAGAGUAGCUUCUGCACCUAAUACAAAAGCAUUAAAUGAAAAAAAUUCUUCACAUUCACAAUUGUCACAACAACAAAUUUUAGGAAAACAUAACAAUAAUGAAAAUUUGUCUGUUCCAGUUAGGCCUUUGACAGAAAUGAAACGUUCAGGAACUUUUAAAAGAACUUACUCUUCAAAUUCUAUCAAAAUUAAAAGGGUUGAAGUUGGUCCGAAUAGUUUUCAAAAAGUUAAAUUAUUAGGAAAAGGUGACGUUGGUAAAGUUUAUUUGGUUAAGGAGAAAAAAACCAGUAAACUUUAUGCUAUGAAAGUUUUAUCGAAAAAAGAGAUGAUAAAACGAAAUAAAAUUAAACGAGCACUUGCCGAACAGGAAAUCCUUGCGACAUCAAAUCACCCUUUUAUCGUAACAUUAUAUCAUUCAUUUCAGAGUGAAGAUUAUUUAUAUUUAUGUAUGGAAUAUUGUAUGGGAGGAGAAUUCUUUCGUGCUUUGCAAACAAGGCCUGGUAAAUGUCUUUUAGAGGAAGAUGCAAAAUUCUACGCUGCUGAAGUUAUUGCAGCUUUAGAAUAUUUACACUUAAUGGGGUUUAUUUACAGAGAUUUGAAACCUGAGAACAUAUUAUUACAUCAAUCAGGACAUAUUAUGUUAUCUGAUUUUGAUUUGUCAAAACAAUCUCACCCUGCUAAUAUGCCCGGAAUUGUAAAGAAUAGUGGUGGAAAUGCACCUCCAUCAAUAGAUACUAAGUCAUGCAUCGCUAAUCUAAGGACAAACUCAUUUGUGGGCACUGAAGGUCAAAACCGUAAUGCCACAUUUUCUAAUAUAUUAAGAAAUGAUGUUUAUUUUCCAGAAACAGCCCAUGCACAACAAGUGUCCAAGUCGUUAAUUAGAAAGUUACUUUUUAAAGACGAAAACAAGAGACUAGGGUCAAAAGCGGGAGCAUCAGAUGUUAAAGCACAUGCAUUUUUUAAGAAUACACAGUGGGCUUUACUGAGACAUACUACACCACCAAUUAUACCAAAACAAAGUUAUGGUACUGACGCUGUAAAUUUUCGUAAUAUACAAGAAAGUGUUAGUUUAGAUAUGGAAUGUGAUAAAAUCGUUGUUGAAAUUAAUGGUGAAAAUCCUUUCGAAGAAUUUAACAGUGUAACAUUACAUCAUGAUGGAGAUGAUGAUGUUGAGAUAUACAUAUAG
This is a messenger RNA of Funneliformis geosporum, 3132 nucleotides long. The record is from the annotation of a GenBank genome assembly. NCBI's taxonomy places the organism in Eukaryota, Fungi, Glomeromycota, Glomeromycetes, Glomerales, Glomeraceae.